Molecule: messenger RNA, 1413 nt
Organism: Nasonia vitripennis (jewel wasp)
Lineage: Eukaryota; Metazoa; Arthropoda; Insecta; Hymenoptera; Pteromalidae
Gene: PIH1D1
Product: PIH1 domain-containing protein 1
Exons: 7
Coding region: 259-1209 (316 amino acids)
Biological process (GO): rRNA processing; box C/D snoRNP assembly
Cellular component (GO): ribonucleoprotein complex; R2TP complex; cytoplasm
Source: RefSeq, a predicted model, not a curated record
UGUACUUUUGGUCGCGGUUGCCAGUAUAGUUAGCACAGCAGAUAACAAACAAAUCAGUUAUUUUGUCGCCAGGACCUCGAUAGAAACAGUUUUCGCGGGUUUUCCUCAAAGCUCAGGAAUGAAAAUUUGUUGAUUGAAAAAAUCAAUAGGAAUCAAACUAUAAUUCAGAAAAAUAGUUGCUUUCAAUCCUCGCAUGUUGGUGUUGCCGGCGUUUGUUAUCAUCACACACGUGUAAAUUAUUUGAAGAUAGAUAUUAAGAUGAUGCUAAACACUGGAGACAGGACUGGGAUAGAAAAAAGGCUGAAAAUAGUACCAGAUGAAGCUAACGAGAGUGAUAUGCCAUGGUACCAGGCUGGCAUGAGCAACGAGCUACCAAAAAAACAUAAAAGAGUGGAACCCUUUCCAGGUGUUUGUAUUAAGACAUGGUUGGAAAGCGGAGAGAAGGUUUUCAUUAAUGUCUGCCACUCGAAAGAUAUAUGCGCACCUGAAGAUAUAAGUGAUGAUAAAUUUGCUAAAGAGCUGUCAGAGGAUGUGCCAGGAUUCGUUAUCCCAAUGGCUAUUGGACAUGAGAAAAUGGCAAAGGACAAAGAUGAUGUUGAGAGGCCAACUUAUGACAUUCUAAUAAACACGAGCUAUUUUGAAAAAUGCAUGAAAAAGCAGCACUUUUGGGAAUUCACUAUUUUGGCUAUACUUCAGUCUAUAAAUGAUAAGUUUAACAAAUCUAUAGAUACUUCAAAAUUUGUUACCUUAAAAAAUAGAAAGGUAAUGGGUUCUCUUGAUGCAUUCCACAUUGAAGAUCGAGAACCAAAAAAACCUACUAUUAAGAAAGCGUUGAUUCAAGAAAUUGAUAUCAAGGAUAAUAGCAGUUUAAAACAGAAACCAAAAAUUGUGGAAACUGUGCAGAGCAAAACACAAGUAGAAAAUAAACAAAACCCUGUUAGCAAUAAGCCAAAGAAAAUAUCUCAGAACUACGUGUUUGUUAAAGCAGAUGACCAAAAUAGUGUUAUUGGUUUCUUUUAUUUACCUUCAUCAAGUAUUACAGAUCUUACAGUGGAUGUUGGAGAUAAUCGUAUAAUUGUUGAGAAUAAGAAAACUGAUUCUAUGAUUGAUUCAUAUGUGCCAUAUUCUAUUGAUAAUACUAAAGUUACGGCAGAUUACGACAGCAAGUUACAUAUACUACGAUUAACACUGCCAUUAAGAAAAAAUUGAUGGACUUUAAGAUAUUUUUUUCUUAAUAGUGUUAAGAAUAUUUUCGCAUAAUCGACAAGUGAUAGAAAAAUCUGUGAAGCAGGCCUCCGCUUUUAACGCAGUUUUUCACCUAAUUUACGUAAUGUAUAAAUAAGUAAAAAUAUAAGGUUUUGUAACAUAUAUUUUGAAUAAAAAAACCAAUGCAUAUAAUUUAAAAAUACAAAA